This is a messenger RNA of Microthlaspi erraticum, 2019 nucleotides long. The record is from the annotation of a GenBank genome assembly. Lineage: Eukaryota; Viridiplantae; Streptophyta; Magnoliopsida; Brassicales; Brassicaceae.
AUGAGGAGCUCGAUGGUGUUGGAGAGAGAGGCAAGAAGUGAGAUAGAGAGAGAAGAAAGAGAUGACUUGGAGGAAACGCAAAACGAAGCAGAUGAGUUCAGGUCAAUUCCUCCAUGGAAGAGUCAAAUCACUUGCAGAGGAAUCGUUGCAAGCUUGAUCAUUGGUGUAAUCUACAGUGUGAUUGUGAUGAAGCUAAACCUAACCACCGGUUUGGUUCCCAACCUAAACGUCUCUGCAGCACUUUUAGCCUUUGUGUUCCUUAGAAGCUGGACCAAACUACUCACCAAAGCUGGGAUUGUGACCAAACCCUUCACUAAACAAGAAAACACUGUGGUCCAAACAUGUGCUGUUGCAUGUUACAGCAUUGCAGUUGGAGGUGGGUUUGGUUCGUACCUUCUUGCUUUGAACAAGAAAACUUAUGAACAGUCAGGAGAUCAUACGGAAGGGAAUAGUCCUGGAAGCACGAAGGAGCCCGGAAUUGGUUGGAUGACCGCUUUCUUGUUCUUUACAUGCUUUGUUGGUCUUUUGGCUUUGGUUCCUCUAAGAAAGAUAAUGAUCAUAGACUACAAGCUGACAUAUCCUAGUGGAACAGCUACUGCGGUUUUAAUCAAUGGCUUCCACACUCCUAAAGGCAAUAAAAUGGCUAAGAAACAAGUAUAUGGGUUUCUGAAGUACUUCUCCUUUAGCUUCAUUUGGGCUUUCUUUCAAUGGUUCUUCUCUGGUGGCUCAACCUGUGGAUUCAUUCAGUUUCCAACAUUCGGUUUAGAAGCUUACAGUAACUCAUUCUACUUCGACUUUAGCAUGACAUAUAUUGGAGCAGGAAUGAUCUGUUCCUACAUUGUUAACUUAUCUUUGCUUUUCGGCGCGAUUACUUCUUGGGGAAUCAUGUGGCCUCUCAUCAAAGGUCUUAGCGGAGAUUGGUACCCUUCAAGUCUUCCUCCAGGCAGCAUGAAGAGUCUCAAUGGCUACAAGGUGUUCAUAUCAAUCUCAUUGAUCCUCGGAGACGGUCUUUACCAUUUCAUCAAGAUCCUCCUAAUCACAGCAAGAAACAUGUACAACAAGCUAAAGAAUCACCACUCUGGCAAAUCAAAUUCCGAGAACGAUAAGAGAUCUAUUGCGGAUCUUAAAAGAGAUGAGAUCUUUGUAAGAGACAGCAUUCCUUUGUGGGUUGCAGCAGUUGGAUACGCAGCUUUCUCUGUUGUCUCCAUCAUCGCGAUCCCUCUCAUGUUCCCUGAGCUCAAAUGGUACUUCAUCGUCGUUGCUUACAUGUUAGCUCCGUCGCUAAGUUUCAGCAAUGCCUAUGGAGCAGGGCUCACGGACAUGAACAUGGCUUAUAACUACGGUAAAGUCGCUCUCUUCAUCUUAGCCGCUAUGGCCGGGAAAGAGAACGGUGUGGUCGCUGGACUGGUCGGUUGCGGAUUGAUAAAAUCGAUCGUCUCGAUAUCUUCUGACCUAAUGCACGAUUUCAAGACUGGACACAUGACUCUGACCUCGCCUAGGUCGAUGCUUGUGAGCCAAGCAAUCGGGACAGCGAUCGGCUGCGUCGUGGCUCCUCUCACUUUCUUUCUGUUUUACAAAGCUUUCGACGUCGGAAACCCUAACGGAGAGUAUAAAGCUCCUUACGGUUUGAUUUACAGAAACAUGGCGAUUCUUGGUGUUGAAGGUUUCUCUGCUUUGCCUCAGCAUUGUCUUCAGCUUUGCUACGGGUUUUUCGCUUUUGCGGUGGCGGCGAAUCUCGUUAGGGAUAUGUCGCCGGAGAAGAUCGGGAAGUGGGUCCCGUUGCCGAUGGCUAUGGCGGUUCCGUUUCUUGUCGGAGGGUAUUUCGCCAUUGAUAUGUGUGUUGGGAGUUUGGUUGUGUUUGUGUGGAAUAUGAGGGAUAGGGUUAAAGCCGGUUUAAUGGUACCGGCGGUUGCUUCCGGUUUGAUAUGUGGAGAUGGUCUUUGGAUUUUGCCGUCAUCGCUUCUUGCUUUGGCCGGAGUGAAACCUCCGAUAUGUAUGAGCUUCAUGCAGAGUAAAUAG